Amborella trichopoda is the source of this 1422-nucleotide messenger RNA. RefSeq lists its product as uncharacterized. Gene Ontology annotation, cellular component: endoplasmic reticulum-Golgi intermediate compartment; Golgi membrane; endoplasmic reticulum membrane. The record is from RefSeq and is a predicted model, not a curated record. NCBI's taxonomy places the organism in Eukaryota, Viridiplantae, Streptophyta, Magnoliopsida, Amborellales, Amborellaceae. Gene Ontology annotation, biological process: endoplasmic reticulum to Golgi vesicle-mediated transport.
GCACGUGGACAAUGUCAUCUCGUGGAGGAAUAGUGUACACGCUAUUCGUCGACUACCUUGAUUUUUGUUCGGUAAGGUUGAGUAAGGGCUAGUGCCAAAGAGGCCUGCGUGUAAAAUCUCCGGACUCCAAAGAAGCAGCUCGCAAAAGUGCAAAACAAGGAUUGUUGUAAAUGGUUUUUGCAUUGUGAGAUUCUUGUCUUCCUGGCUGGAAAGAUCAAAACUGUCGCCUUUUAUGGUCGAUGAGGAUCAUAGCAUAAGAAUAUUCAUUGCAAACUUACAACACUCAAGAAUUUUCACACGGUGUUGACUUCUUGCGGAGAUGUACGAUAACCUCGGUGCCCCACCUGGUAUGCAGAGGCAGCCAUCCAAUGCCCCUCCUAAUGCUUUGGGGGGCCCAUUCUAUGGGCCUGGCUCAGGACUCAUUAGAGAUGGGUUGGCUGCAUAUGGAGGAAGAAUACUGGGGUCAAGCUCUGAAUAUCUUCAAUCUAAUGUCACCAAGUAUUUCUCGAAUUCCCAAUACUACUUCCAAGUGAAUGAUCAGUACGUGAGGAAUAAAUUGAAAGUGAUAUUGUUUCCUUUCUUACACCGGGGACAUUGGACUAGGAUUGCUGAGCAAAUGGGGGGCAAGCUCUCCUACAAACCUCCAAUUUAUGAUAUAAAUGCACCCGAUCUUUACAUCCCUUUGAUGGCAUUCGGCACCUAUGUCGUUCUUGUGGGCUUCGCGCUGGGUUUGAAUAGCAAGUUUAGCCCUGAAGCCUUGAGCAUGCAGUUCACAAAGGGGUUAGGCGCAUGGCUUCUGCAGGUCACUCUGCUAAAGUUCUUGCUUUAUUUGUUGGGGAGUGGAGAAGCCGGAGUACUGGACGUUGUGGCCUAUGGUGGCUAUGCAUUUAUCGGCAUUUCUCUCUCGGUCUUGGCCAGGGCAUUGUGGAGCUACUCGUAUUAUUUCGUGAUGCCGUGGACUUGCUUGUGCAUGGGGAUUUUCUUAGUGAAGACCAUGAAGCGGAUCUUGUUUGCCGAGUUGAGGAGCUAUGAUAAGUCUUCGAGCAAGAAUCACUAUCUGUUGCUCCUUGCUGCACUUGCUCAGUUUCCCCUCUUCUUCUGGCUUGGAUACGUUGGUCCAUGAGAUAACUGCAAAAGUGUUUCUCUGUGGUGGGCUUUCUUUUAUUGGUGAAUAGGGUGGUUUCAAGCAAUAGUGGCUUUGUAGUGUUAAUGGACAUGCAUGUGUACACUGGGCAGAGACUACACACGUUCGGCGUAUGGUGGUUCCUCUUUAUUUUUGCUUAUGCUGUGAUUGGGUUAAGAAAGUUAGUGUUGCUCGCUGCUCCUUUUUUGACACUGCUGCAUCCCGGGGACACUAUCCAUGCCUUAAAACUAUUAAUUGAUAAGAUCGGUCUUAAAUGAUAAGGUGCACCUCUAAAUCUU